AUGAGCCCAUACCCAUAUCCGCCGAUCCCCAUCGACUGUGUGGAUAGUUUGAAAUCACCGAGCUCUAUCCACUCGCCCAGAGAAUUGGUUCUCGUGUCUAGGACGAACUCGGACGAGUGGGGCCCGCCUGAUGAAGCCGCCGCCAAAGCGCUGCAGGCCACUGUGAGCCUUGGCAGUGAACGACUGCUUCGAACGCAUCAUCGAUCGCUAGCGCCCUGUACCUUUGUAUUUGAGACUGAAGUCAAUGAAAAGAUCAUGUGGGUUGUAAGCAUUGGACCUUACGUGCCGAUGUACGACACACACGCGGGCGGGCGGGAGAUCCACUUUCGGCCAGAACAUCUGCUGCCUCAGAUCUCGCAGGUGUAUAGUGGCAGUCGUCAGGAUCCUCUGCAAGGCGUGAUCAACCCACGGAGGUUUCUCCCGGCGGCAUAUCUGGAGUCGCUGCGUCGUUUCUUCCCGGCAGCCAUCGGGGCUCGAGUUUUCAUCGCGGGUUAUCUCGUUGUUUUAUUUCGUAGUCAGAGGGACAUCGAAGCGUCGUGGCUGGAAGGCUGUGUGCCGUCAUUCGGACUGUUGCGGCUGGGUUAUGCUGUCGCUGUCCAUUAUCCCGCGGAGACACUGCCGGAAAGUGAGAGUGCAGUCACUAAAUCGCCCGAACAAACGGAUCCCGCGGCGUCUUUGGGUCUCAAGUUGGAGUUCACUGAUGGAUCGCAGGGCAUUUGUGUCCCAACACACGCCUUUGUCGACGUGAAUAAACCCCAAGAUAACCCGAACCGUAAACGCGCGAGUCUGCUCGAAAAGACCAAAGCGAUGUUCUCGAUCGCGACCGUGAUGAAAGUUAAAGAAAGUCUCAAGGUGGGAGCAGCCGUCAACUCGUCUCUUGGAAAGAGCAUGUGGUUGGGGCAACCAAAAGAGAAAAUCGGUCAUAUCACGUCCACAUUUGACCAACACAUCGCACGUUCGUCAGCCUUUCCUGAGACCAUCGGUCAUGACAUCUCGAUCGUCACUGGAGGCCAUCUUCCAAAGAUCUCCACCCCGCCGCGCGCACCAGAAAUAACCAGCUGGGGAGAUUAUGGCGACGCUCUAGAGGGCCAAUUCGCCUUUGCCAUGGCACUCGGCGUGCGAACCGAGAAGUCAAAGGAAGUCGAAAGAGACGCACUUGGUAAGAUACAAAAAGCCGUUGUCGAGGGCGCAGAGUAUCUCUGGGAUAGAAAGACGCGGACACAGUCUGCUGCUCUUCUCUGGCGUACCCUGCUCGACGGAGCCGGCAUGGAAGUACUACCAGGUUCAGUUUUGUGUCUAGGUCAGCGCACGGAUCCUUGUUGUCGUGCCGUACUUUUUAAGAAUUUUGAGACACCCAUGUGCCCCCAGCACUUUGAAAGUGAUUCAACUUCUGGCCUUGGAGACGCUGCCUGGUCCAGCAUUAAGGGUGGCUUCCUUCUGCCUACGAAGAUCAGGGGUGCUGAGAUUAUUUGUGAGAGCGAAAAGUGGUCAACAGUUCCAGACAAUCAAAUCUUAGAUGUUGAUUGA
Messenger RNA from Penicillium atrosanguineum, 1527 nucleotides. RefSeq lists its product as uncharacterized. The coding region runs from base 1 to 1527 and encodes 508 amino acids. The record is from RefSeq and is a predicted model, not a curated record. The transcript is spliced from 3 exons. Lineage: Eukaryota; Fungi; Ascomycota; Eurotiomycetes; Eurotiales; Aspergillaceae.